Molecule: messenger RNA, 1139 nt
Organism: Salarias fasciatus (jewelled blenny)
Lineage: Eukaryota; Metazoa; Chordata; Actinopteri; Blenniiformes; Blenniidae
Gene: pudp
Product: pseudouridine 5'-phosphatase
Exons: 4
Coding region: 32-727 (231 amino acids)
Molecular function (GO): phosphatase activity
Source: RefSeq, a predicted model, not a curated record
CCGUAACAUCAACACGGAAGUCAGUACCUGAAUGAAAAUGUCAGAGAGCAGCUUCAAGCCUGUUAAACAUGUCAUCUUUGACAUGGACGGAUUGUUGUUAGACACAGAGCGACUUUACACCGUGUCCUUCCAGGAGAUCUGCGAUCGCUUCGGGAAGCGCUACACGUGGGACGUGAAGUCGUUGGUAAUGGGUAAGAAAGCUCUGGACGCUGCGCAGAUCAUCCGGGAUUCUCUGGGACUUCCCAUGACUGCCGAGGAGCUCCUGGCUGAGAGCCGGCAAAUCCAGGAGAGGAUCUUCCCGUCCGCCCAGCUCAUGCCGGGUGUGGAGAAGCUGGUCCGUCAUCUGCGCAAGCACAAUGUUCCUGUCGCCGUGGCGACCAGCUCGGCCGGUGCCACGUUCCGACUGAAGACAAGUCAGCAUGGGGAGUUCUUCAAACUGUUCGAUCACGUGGUUCUGGGAGACGACCCGGACGUGAAGAAGGGCAAACCCGAACCGGACUCCUUCCUGGUUUGUGCCGGAAGAUUCCAGCCUCCUGCGGACCCACAGCAGUGUCUGGUGUUCGAAGAUGCUCCGAACGGCGUGAAGGCGGCGCUGGCCGCCGGGAUGCAGGUGGUGAUGAUCCCCGACGACAACCUGGACCCCGACCUGACCCGGGAGGCCACGCUGCGGCUACGGAGUAUGGAGGACUUCCAGCCGCAGGCGUUCGGCCUGCCGGCGUACGACUGACUCCGCCCUGCGUCCCACUGCCCACCCGUUCCGUCUGCACGGAGAAAUCACUCACGCCUUACAAAGCUGAACCUCCGUCCAAGAAUUCAGGUUCCACAAAAUCAGUGAACACAAGUCGUGUCCUCUGAGAUUCAGAGUUUGUGGGAAGAGACGGAGCUUCAAACACUUUAAAUUUUAACUUAUUCACAGAUCAUGCUGAACGUUUUGUACGAUUUCAGACCGCUAUGGGUGACGUCAUGUAAGUUUUGUCCAUCUUUAUAAACAGUCAAUGGGAGAAUCGCCUGUUUGUUUAUUAAAUGAUUAUAAAAAACAAAAAUCAUGUCUUUAGUGGUAUUACACCUCAUUUCAGCUGAUGGUUCAUUUCCCAAAUCCUGUGAGACGCUGAAUCCAGUGUUUAUUGUAACGAAGAAAG